AGAGCAACCCUUGUCUGUUGCUGCUGCUGUCGCCUUGGCCGCCGCCGGCCAGGACUCGCCCGGAGCGCAGGGUGUGUGCCCUGCUGCGCGUGGAGCGCGGAGGCUCCUUCAGCCCCAGCUCCUCGCCCCGGCCCGCGCGCGGGUCCCGGAGGGCACCGACCCCACCAUGCAGCUGCAGUUCCGGAGCUGGAUGCUGGCCGCGCUUACGCUGCUCGUGGUCUUCCUCAUCUUCGCAGACAUCUCAGAGAUCGAAGAAGAAAUCGGGAAUUCUGGAGGCAGAGGUACAAUCAGAUCAGCUGUGAACAGCUUACAUAGCAAAUCUAAUAGAGCUGAAGUUGUAAUAAAUGGCUCUUCACCGCCAGCUGUCGCUGACAGAAGUAAUGAAAGCCUUAAGCACAACAUCCAGCCAGCCUCAUCCAAAUGGAGACACAACCAGACGCUCUCUCUGAGGAUCAGGAAGCAAAUUUUAAAGUUCUUGGAUGCGGAGAAGGAUAUUUCUGUCCUUAAGGGGACCCUGAAGCCUGGAGACAUUAUUCAUUAUAUCUUUGAUCGAGACAGCACAAUGAACGUGUCCCAGAACCUCUAUGAACUCCUCCCCAGAACCUCACCUCUGAAGAAUAAGCAUUUCCAGACUUGUGCCAUCGUGGGCAACUCGGGGGUCUUGCUGAACAGCGGCUGUGGCCAGGAGAUUGACACACACAGCUUUGUCAUAAGGUGCAACCUGGCUCCAGUUCAGGAGUAUGCCCGGGAUGUGGGCCUCAAGACAGACCUAGUGACCAUGAACCCCUCUGUCAUCCAGCGGGCCUUUGAGGACCUUGUGAACGCCACGUGGCGGGAGAAGCUGCUGCAGCGGCUGCACGGCCUCAAUGGGAGCAUCCUGUGGAUCCCUGCCUUCAUGGCCCGGGGUGGCAAGGAGCGUGUGGAGUGGGUCAAUGCUCUCAUCCUGAAGCACCAUGUGAACGUGCGCACGGCUUACCCUUCCCUGCGCCUGCUGCACGCAGUCCGAGGAUAUUGGCUGACCAACAAAGUCCACAUCAAAAGACCAACCACCGGCCUCUUGAUGUACACCCUGGCCACACGCUUCUGCAAUCAGAUCUACCUUUAUGGCUUCUGGCCCUUCCCACUGGAUCAGAAUCAGAACCCCGUCAAGUAUCACUAUUAUGACAGCCUCAAGUAUGGCUACACUUCCCAGGCCAGCCCCCACACCAUGCCCUUGGAAUUCAAGGCCCUCAAGAGCCUACAUGAACAGGGGGCAUUGAAACUGACUGUCGGCCAGUGUGAUGGGGCUACGUAAGGAGGACAGCCCAUGGGACUCAGUGGCUCACUUUCCUGCCAGCUACACCACAGGCAGAUGGGAGUCGGGGUGGCACAAACAAUAGAACAAGCAGGCUAGUGGUUUUCUUUGUUAAAGUGUAAAACAGUGACCAGAAUAUAUAUAUCUAUACCUGCAUAUAUAUAUUGACCUGAGUAUUUAUAACUGUGUGGUGUUCAUCUAGCACUAGGCAGAUAAGCCACAGGAAGAAGGUGUGGAGAACCCACCUGGAACAGAUGGAGACUCAGUCCAUCUUUGGGGGCAGAAGGACUUGACAUGAAAAGAAGCCAGUCCCAUGACUUUGGAUGACAACCCACUUCCUGGGCUGGAUGGAUCUUUGGGCUCAUGGAUGAAUGGAGAGCCACCUGUUGUCAGCUUCCCCGAACCUCCAAGUGAAGUGGAUUCUGGGUAGCCCAGACCCAGAGAUGACAGCUUGGACCAGUCUAAAGAGGUGCAGUUCAUGGAGGAGAGACUUGGAAAAUUCCAUUGGGCAAAGAGGCACAAGGAGAGCAAGCAGCACUGAUCACAACGGAGCUGAGGGCUUUGUUCAUGAACUUGAGAGUGCAGCUGCCCAAAGGACAAGUAUGCAUGGCACCUGCGUCCCAGACAAGCCUUCACAGCUAUGGAGAAAGGCUGGAGGAAACUCAGUGACAGCCCCAUAUCCUGGUUAGACCAGUACCACCCGGGACUUAGUAGGGCAGAAGAGCACAUGGCCCUAAAGAGGUAGAUUGUUGCAAAUCGUGGUUUUAGAAACUUGGCAUCUUCUAGGAGUUUGCUCCACCUCAGAAAAGGACAAAAGGGUGUACAAAAUAGGAUCAUUUUGUUGGGUGCAGCCCACGGAGGCAGAAGUAACCCUAGGACUUCAACUUCCAGGUUAGCUUUUAUCCCAUCCUCUUAGAAUGUCACAUGAAGGAAACUCUACUGUCCCAUCUACUGCCAGAAAGACACAGCAAGUGCUUGAAAGAGCACAGUCACAAUAGGUGUCAUGUUGUUCAAAACAUAUGCAGUUUUCUAGGCACCUCACAGAGCCCUAGAACUGGACACCUGGAAGACUGUGACAAAUCUAACCCUGGGUCUCUGCAGUCACUCCCUGUUUGCUUUCUGCAUCCUGCACUCUGGAGUCGCCUGCCGUGUCAAUGUCACCUUGUCACUUUCCCAUCUUGACAGUCAUACCUGCCCACACCAAGCUCUUCUGGGAGAGGUUCCAGUGUCUACCCUACUACAUUCCUGCCCACCCUCACCCCCCUACCCCAUCAACCAUUGCAGAGUGUUUGCAAAAGCCUUCCCCACUCUGUUAGGCCUCCCACUUAAGAUUUGUUUUUCUUGUAAAAAAGCCCAAAGCCAAACACAGUUCCAAACACUGGACAUAAUCUCCGGGGGAAAUCUGGGCUCCAUGCCAACAACUUAGGGGUUGGACUUACAGGUCACACACAGCAAAGCAUUAGCCAGCUUGAUGUGUUAGAUGCAGUUCCCUCGCCUGAUAAAUAAUGGUGUUUUAAAAUAUAUUUGAAAGAUAAAUGUUUAAAAAAAAAAACACUAUUAUCUUGAAGAUGAAGAGAGGUUUUUUUUUUAAGUAAUCAAGAUCUGCUCCCAAGCAUAUGAGGCCUGACGUAAUUAAUCAACAGCCAUUCAGAACACGAUGCUUGCUCUAAAUUAAUGGCUGAUGGGAAGUGAGCAGAGACCAUGGAGGGAUACCCUAGAACUAUUAGCCCUGCGUACAUUCUCUCCAGCCCCAAACAGGCCAAGGACUGUACAUCUCUGUUCCCCUCUUUGUUCUUGUUACAGUAUGAAGCUUGAGAUUUGGGAUUUGCAUCAUAAAAUGAAUAUUUAAAAAAGUAACAGCCAUAACAGCCUCCCUGGGAGCUGAGUGGCUCAGCCUCCUCAUGAGCAGUGGAGAUAAUUAGUAUCAUAUUUUACAUGUCUCCAGAGCCUUUCAUCUGAAGGUUCUCAAAGGCUCUAGAAGACAUUUAAUUUCUAAAGUUUGCCGUGCCCUGGAGGAAUAGGUACGAUCACCAACAGGGCCUCGAAUUAGUAAAACCCUUGGAUGUCAGAACAUCCCAUGUGGAAUCAUGAAGAAGGCCCAGAGGUCAGGUUCUGGAGGUGACCCUGAGCCCCACCCAGCAUCCUCUCUGUGAAGAGGAGUUAGAGGGGUAAUUGUCUAACUAGACUUAUGCAGGCUGUAACCUGAUGGGAAAGGGCAGAGGUCCCAGGACUACCCAUGUAUGCCCUUUCCCUAACUCAGCAGCCCCUGUGCUGUUAGAAUGGUCUGGACAUGUAGCUGCAGGGUCUCUGUGGACCUUGGCUUCCCCUCUUGCCAUUCUUCUCCAGUCAGCAGCCAAGUGUCCUUUACUGCCUAGUGAGAGCGCACUUGGAGCUGGGCUCCACUGAAGUCUUUUAACAUGGGCUGGUUGACUUUGGCUGGCCCCAGGGAGACACAGCCUGCACUGUUAACCUCAUAGCUACCACACAACAUCACAUCAGCCUCAGCCAGUCCCCUCAACUGUUGGCUUUCAGUCACCUCCUCAGUCUGCCUGCCUAAGCCUGCCAGACAUCCAUUUACUCUAAGCCCCCAGUGACACCACCCUCAGCCUCUGCCAUCACCAAAAAAGAAAAAGAAAAAAAAGGGGGGGGGGACCAUUUGGCAUGAGACUUUAUCUCAUAAUCUCUUGGCCUCUCCCUCCCACUUAACCUUCAUUCUUUGACAAAUGAGGUACCUCCUGUAAAUGGGGAGUCUUUCCUCUCAUGAUCUCAGACUUUUCCCAGCCCCCCUUGCAUUCACCCUGAUUCCUAUAGCCUCUCCACUCAACUCCUCCACUACCAGACCUUGGCAGGGUCUGCAGUCCCUACUGCCACCAGUUCCCUGUACCACACCUUAAUGUCCCCUCUUACCAGCAUCUCAGGCCCCUCCGUGUGCUAAAUGCAAAGCCCUACAGCAAAUUCCCCUGGGCAAGACACUAGGUUCUUAAGAUUUUUAUCCCUCCCAUCCCAACCUCCAUGACCAUUUAUUUAUAUAUUUAUUUAUGUAUUUAUGAGGUAUUUAUUGGCAUUCCUACCUUGAGCUGAAAAGAGCCAAGGAAGAUCUGCCCAUUUCCCCUCUCUUCUCCCUGUACCACAAAGUAGCCAUUCCCUCCAACAAGGUCCUCCCCAAAGGCUUAUAAGCUGCGCAUCCACAGUUCCAUGCCUUCCUUCAGACUCAACUACUACAACCCAAAGAAUACCCUUCACUCCCCUUAGCUGUUUAGCUCCACUGGAAGCUCCCAGUUCCAGGAUGAUACACUGCUUUUCCAGCAUACUCUAUCUGCUCUGACAUCUUGAACUCAAGCUCAUCUGAAGCUAAGUAGACCAUCUCUCUUCCCUGCAUGAUCCCUUAUUUUCUGGUUGGAACACCAAUGAUUCUUUCAACACAUUCUGGGACCCUAAGAUGAUCACUGACUCUUCCAUGUAUCCCCUCAUUACCCUUUCCAACUAGUCCCAACCUCACCUCUCCUUGUCCCUUGGACUCCUUAGUAGUGGUCUCCUCUCCCAGACCUCCCUGAGCAUGCACGAUGGUAUUCUCAGCUCUUCACGAACUCAGCUAAGAUCUCCUGACCCACAGAAAUGUGCCCAUCUUUAUCCUGACAUUACACUCAAUCAGGUCCCUUCAUAGCCUGCACUGGCCAAUCCAGAAGAGUUGUCAGUAUUGGGGAAAGCACCACGUUUCCUGGCCCUGUGCCUUUGGCCUUGCAGUUCGCAUCUUCUGGAUCAUUCUUGAGUUUCUUCCAAGGCCCCUGCAGAGACCACAUCUGCCAUGAAGCCCUCCCCGAUCCAUCAACGCCGGGAACUCUCCCCCCACAGAACCACCACAGCACUUUAUUUCCCCCUUUCUCCCGGCACUUACCAUACUCUGCCUUGUAUUAUAGCUCCUUGUGCACUUGUCCUAUGUCUGUUUGUAGACUGUAACCCUGCCAAGGGCAGGCACUGUUUUAUUCAUCUGUAUCCAUCACAGCAUUAGGCGUGGUGCAUAGCACACAACAGUUGCUCAAUAAAUGUUUGUUGGAUUAAA
Molecule: messenger RNA, 5354 nt
Organism: Mus musculus (house mouse)
Lineage: Eukaryota; Metazoa; Chordata; Mammalia; Rodentia; Muridae
Gene: St8sia2
Product: ST8 alpha-N-acetyl-neuraminide alpha-2,8-sialyltransferase 2
Exons: 6
Coding region: 167-1294 (375 amino acids)
Biological process (GO): ganglioside biosynthetic process; glycoprotein biosynthetic process; positive regulation of synapse assembly
Cellular component (GO): perinuclear region of cytoplasm; Golgi apparatus; plasma membrane
Molecular function (GO): alpha-N-acetylneuraminate alpha-2,8-sialyltransferase activity; sialyltransferase activity
Source: RefSeq, marked validated